Molecule: messenger RNA, 3218 nt
Organism: Spodoptera frugiperda (fall armyworm)
Lineage: Eukaryota; Metazoa; Arthropoda; Insecta; Lepidoptera; Noctuidae
Gene: FucTB
Product: alpha-(1,3)-fucosyltransferase 10
Exons: 4
Coding region: 1817-3172 (451 amino acids)
Cellular component (GO): membrane
Molecular function (GO): alpha-(1->3)-fucosyltransferase activity
Source: RefSeq, a predicted model, not a curated record
AGAAUUUUAUAAAUUUCUGACCAAAAUGGCAUCUUGAAUUUAUAAAAGAAAUUGCAUUUGACAAACGUCUAUCAUAUUUUCGUAAAUAUUGUUUAGAAAGGUUUAUUUUAUAAUAAUUUAUUUUUGUAAAUAUGAUUUUCAUCAACAUUCACUGUUAAACCUGUACAAUUAACAAUUUACCUAUUGAUAUAAUUAUUUCAAAAGGACAAAGGACAUAUAAUACUACUCGAAAAUGUCGGAUAUGAUAAUAAAUGACUCGGUCCCAGUCGACAAAAAAUGGAAUGAAUUAAUAAGAUAUAAUAUUUUUAUAAUGAAACUCGUUGAAUUCGUGAUUUCACUUGUAAUUUUACUAUUACCGUUAAUAAUGCCAAAACCACAUGGGCAUAUGUACUGCAUAGCAACUGGCCCUACACUAGUAAUAUCACUAUUAUUUAUAAUCUUGUAUUUACGAAGAAAAGUGCCAUUAUUUAUGGAAAAAAUGUAUUUGUUUUUUCAAAUUUUGUUUACCUUUGGUGCUUUCAUUCAAUGUUUUUUAUUAAAUCUUGUUAGAGUUUGGCUAUGGUUAAUUUAUGGAGUAUUUUAUUUUGCAUUAUUGUGUGCAUUAACACUUGAUUUGUUUCUGAUUGCUAAUGAAAGAGGAUGUACUUUUAGUUGUGCAUAAUAAUAAUUUAUAAAGUAAUCAGUCUUACGUGUACCAGGCAGAAAUAGUAUUUUAAUAUAAUAUUGAAUGAAUGAAUAAAUGUCUUUUGAUUAAACCUAAUAAUGGUGAAAAGCCAUUUUAUUUUGUGUUAUAUGAAUUAGAAUAAUAUUUAUAAAGUAUACUACCCUAGGACCUUAAACUUUUAUUUGUAAUCUGAAUAUCUGUUAUCAAUCACACGAGAUAAAGAAUCACUGACACUCUUAUGAUUAGACAACCCUAAAUAAAAAAAAAGUACUACUGUCACACUAACACGACAACCGAUCACACACAACUUUUAUGUCACUGGGUCACUCUAUCACUUUAUCACUCUGUGUCACCUGUCAUAAUCAUAUGACUUUUGCCAAAAUAAUAACAACACUGUAUAAUGUGCAGUGAAAUAGUUUUUAGCUGCAAAUACAAAUGAUGAGUACUGUAUAAGUAAUGUGAAGAUCAUUAAUGUUUUUGCACUUCAAAUUAAACAUAGUAAUAUGAUCUAUGUUUCGUUUUCGUUGCACUUGCAAACGAAUAAUUAGAGCCACAGUGGUUUUGUUUUGUAUACAAAAUGUACUACAACAGCGUAAAAAUGCACUAUAAAAAUAAUAUAUGAUAUAAAAAAAAAUCUAAAAUUAAGGAUCACUAAAUAAUUUCGCUUCAAUAAAUAGGUAGUGGCACUGCUCCUCAAUAUACUGCCUCACGUUGUCGAGCCUCUGGACCUGUUACAUUGCUUGGUGGCGGGACCCACUGUCGUUUGCUCCACACUCUUAAUGGUGCUCUAUAUUGUGGACCAAGUACAAUAUGAGGCAGAGUUUUAUUACGUCGUCAUUGAGCUAUUUUUCACUGUAUUGGCAUUCAUUAAUCUAUUUAUUAUUGGUAAACUGAUAGGAGCCUUAUAUGGAUUGUUUUAUGCAGAUUUAAUAAUAGCAUUCUCUUUGGAUUUAUUCUACAUGCGUCAAGAGAGAGGCAUAACUUUUUGAUUGUAAAUUAAAAUUUUUGUUAUCUUUACUAUUGUAUUAUUUUAACAUUUUAACAUUAUGGAUAAGACUACAAGUACUGAUAAUGUUGGCCAGCUACAUCCUGUAGUUUCUACAAAUGUGUGGGUGUGGGUGUAUAACAAAUUAUGAUAAAGAAGGGUAACCAAUGUGCCAUUAUCAAAUAAAGUGGAAAAGAGUAAAACACUGCACAUGGACUAUUGAUUUUUACACUUUACAAAUGUUAGCAAUUUUAUUGAACAAAAUUAUGAGAGUGAAGCUGCGUGUGUUACUGUGGUUUGUGUGUAUUUUUACAGUGUUCUUUCUUGUUACACUUUGGACAUAUAGUGAUGUGAAUUCUGUAAGUGAAACUAAAAUAGAUUCCAAGUAUCCUGUAAUAGUCUGGUGGAACAUGGACUUCCAUGGUGUAUCAAGUAUCAAAUAUUGCUCCAAUGGAGUAAAAUGUAACAUUUAUGGUAAAAAUGACAAGGCUAUGCAGCUAUAUUACAAUGUAGGAGCAUACAUAUUCUAUGCAAGUACAUUGGAUUUUAAGAAUCUCCCAUUACCAAGAGAGCCUAAAGAUAUAAUCUGGGGAUUAUUUCAUGAGGAAUCCCCAAGAAAUGUGGAGGAAUUGUUACAUGAAAAGGCGUUAAGUUUGUUUAACUUUUCUGCUACAUUUAGUAGAUUCAGUGAUGUGCCUUAUCCAUUGCAACAUAUAGACUCCUUUGAGGACAUAAGAAGCAAGAAGUACUUUAUAGAGACUAGCAAGAAGAAUGAAUUAUUGAAUGAGAUUGCCCCAAUUAUGUACUUGCAAAGUGAUUGUGAAACAUCUACAGAGAGAGAUGCAUAUGUUAAAGAACUAAUGAAGUUGAUAAAAGUCGAUUCUUACGGCAGCUGUUUGAAUAAUAAACAAAUGCCACCGAAAUUCAAGGAUGACUACUUGAAUAAUUUGAAUGAAGAUGAAUUUUUAGCGUUUAUUGCGAGGUACAAAUUUGUGAUAGCUAUAGAGAACGGCGCUUGCAACGAUUACGUGACUGAAAAGUUUUGGCGUGCCAUCAAAGUAGGUUCCGUCCCAAUAUAUUUCGGUUCCCCAACUAUCAAAGAUUGGUUACCAAAUAAAAAGUCUGCGAUAUUAUUAGAGGAUUACCCUACACCAAAGAAAAUGUUUGAACACAUUCAGGUAUUACUCCACAAUGAUAGGUUGUACGAAGAAUAUUUAGAACAUAAGACGAAACAGUUGAUUACAAAUCAGAGAUUAUUGGAUGAGCAUAGCUUUAGACCUUAUCAGUACGAUGGUGUGAAAAUUAUAGAUAAAUUCGAAUGUUUUAUUUGCGAGAGAUUGCAUGAUAAAAUUAAUGGUCAGAUAGGAGUACAUAUUGUGAAUAAGAGUCACUAUGAUUGUCCUAAGCCACUGUCAGCCUUAACUUUAAAGGUAAAUCCUGAUAAUACUUGGGUGUACUCUUGGGAAUAUGCCAAAAGUAGUGCCGAAAGUAUAUACGAAAGAGUUAUUAAUGGAUAUUAUUGAUAUUUUUGUAUUGUUUUUAUUUCGUAAAUAUACAUUUUGAUAUAAA